UUCAUAAAGUCAAUCUCAAUCUGACAGGUGGUUAUCGAGGAAAAAUCUUGGAUUGUUUGCAACAGGUUGACAAUAUUUGAAUACACUGAAUGUCGUUAUAAUAGAAAUGGAUUAUGAUUAUUUAAUCAAAUUUCUGGCUCUGGGUGAUUCUGGUGUUGGUAAAACAAGUUUCUUGUAUCAAUACACCGAUGGAAUGUUCAACUCACGAUUUAUAUCAACAGUGGGAAUCGAUUUCAGAGAGAAAAGACUGUUGUAUCAAUCAAAAGGGAGAAAUCAUAGAAUCCAUCUACAGCUGUGGGAUACAGCAGGACAAGAGAGAUUUCGUAGUUUAACAACAGCAUUUUAUCGAGAUGCCAUGGGCUUUCUUCUGUUGUUUGACCUCACUAACGAGCAAUCAUUUCUUGAAAUUCGUAAUUGGGUAGAGCAACUGCGGUUACAUGCAUACUGUGAAUCCCCCGACGUAGUUCUUUGUGGAAAUAAAGCUGACUUAGAAGAUCGCAGAGUAAUAACAGAAUGGCGUGCUCGCGAAAUGGCGGAGAAAAACGGCUUAGUAUAUCUCGAAACCAGCGCCGCCACUGGCCAGAACGUUUCCCGAUCCGUAGAAACGCUCCUGGAAAAAGUGAUGAUACGAAUGGAAACGGCAGUCGACAGAGCCAUGCUUCCUGGACGUAGGGGACGACCAAGAGACUUAAACGACCCAGAUCUGAACGCGCCGCCAGCUCACAACUGCACGUGUUAAUGUGUUCUAAAGCUAACAAUGUUGUUCAGUAUUGUCUGUUACUCCCCAGUACUUCCAUUAAGCCUAUCGUUGAGUAAAAUAUACAGCCUAUUAUAAUGUUAACGAUGAAAUUUAAUUUUAUGACGUGUAGCUUUUUACAGUUGUUGUAUAAUAAAUGGGUAUUUUUGAGUG
Molecule: messenger RNA, 910 nt
Organism: Zophobas morio
Lineage: Eukaryota; Metazoa; Arthropoda; Insecta; Coleoptera; Tenebrionidae
Product: ras-related protein Rab-27A-like
Exons: 6
Coding region: 107-739 (210 amino acids)
Biological process (GO): positive regulation of exocytosis; exocytosis
Cellular component (GO): exocytic vesicle; Golgi apparatus; secretory granule
Molecular function (GO): GTP binding; GTPase activity
Source: RefSeq, a predicted model, not a curated record